This is a messenger RNA of Trichoderma breve, 1398 nucleotides long. RefSeq lists its product as uncharacterized. The record is from RefSeq and is a predicted model, not a curated record. The transcript has 3 exons. Gene Ontology annotation, molecular function: oxidoreductase activity, acting on the aldehyde or oxo group of donors, NAD or NADP as acceptor. NCBI's taxonomy places the organism in Eukaryota, Fungi, Ascomycota, Sordariomycetes, Hypocreales, Hypocreaceae. The coding region runs from base 1 to 1398 and encodes 465 amino acids.
AUGACUUCUCGUAUAAUUGAAUCAGUCCUUAGCGGGGUCUCAGACCGUCGUGCCACCGAUUUUCGAUACCGGCAGGGGCAAUUCAUCUCCCUACACUCGUGGAUCGUAAACCAUUUAGACGAGCUCCAAGAAGCUAUUUGUGAGACCAAUGCCGCAUCUGUCGAUGAAGCGAAAUUUCUUAUUACAGCAACACUGAACCAUCUGCGAGCACUAUACGAGAGCCUUGAUCUCAAAGAAGAGCUUACUCUGGAAUAUAAUGUUAAGAAAGGCCACAAUAGCCCAGAGAGAAGAAUUCCACGGGAACUGGCGUAUCUCAUUCCAGAGAGGUACACCGUAUUCUCCAGUGUCAUCAACACAGUUUGCUCAUGUUUGACUGCUGGGUGUUGCUGUCUUGUGGAAAUACCCGACACUUUGACGGCAGAGACUACUAUUUUGAAGAAAUGCAUCAUCGAAGCACUAGAUGGGGCAACCGUUGGAGUGGUCAGCUCACGACCAGGAGAAGAAUUCCUCCAGAAGUGCUUCAUAAUAGAUCAAACAGGACGUGCAGAGUUGGGAAGUGUUCCCGCUUUAUGGUCCAGGCCUAAUUUAUGCGCGGUCGCCAUUGUUGACCGUACCGCGGAUGUCAAUAAAGCUGCUGGGGAAAUCUUUCACGCGAAUACCUUCUUCUUGGGAAGAGGCCCAUACGCACCUGACUUGAUCCUGGUUAACGAGUUUGUUGGGGACGAGCUAAUAAAUCAACUGCACGCGCUCUCGCUUCAAAACAAACCGAAGACAGGUGGCAAUUCCAAGGCCAAUGGAAAACUAGAUGCCAGGCCGAGAGCCGAGAAGCUGAGAGCCAGGAUGUUUAUUAGCGAGAAAAUGUCUGCAAACUUCGACAUCAAGUCGCCAGUACACAAGGAAGCCUCGACUAUUCCAGUCCUAGCUGUUACAAGUCUCGAUUGCGCAAUUGACUUUCUUCUUCAUGCUUAUCCAAAGGGAAUUAGUGCUCUUUACCUUUUCGGGACACCUGCUCAAACCAAAUAUCUUGGGCAGUUCAUUCCGGCGCAAGUCAACUUCAUUAACUACAUUCCCGCAACUCUCUUAGUUGGACCUACAGCUCCGGAAGGAUAUCCUUUACAUCCAACGUUACGAUAUCGCCGUGAGAUGAUGGAGAUUCCUAGCCCGCAGUUCUUCCAGGACAAAGAGAGUUCCAUCACGAGUAUCACCUCUGCUUGGAAGGCUGGAGAUUCAACGUAUGAAGAGGCGAUACAGCCACUCAAACCAGAUGGUCAGCCUAUCGCCGGCGAGAUCAACUUCUUUUUGCAGGGGUUCUUGGCCAGUUUUGUCGUCUAUGUGGUGCCUUUGCUGACCGCUAUUGUGGGCGGUGGUAUCUAUGCUGUAAAACUAACCCGAUAUUAA